AUGUGUCGACUGGCGGUUGUGUACAAGUCUGGAGGCUUCUACACCGACAUGGAUACCUUGGCUUUAAGAUCAGUCUUGAAUCUCACAAACUUCAUUGCACUCCAAGUUGACGAGAUAAAAAGUUUCAACAACGCUGCCUUCCAUUUCAAGCGCGGACACCCCAUGCUUCAGCUUAUCAUGCAGUUCAUCGCUGAAGACUACAAUGGGAUAAUAUACUCCUGGAACGGUCCGAUCGCCAUAACGAAAGCGGUGGAGCGUUCGGGUUGUGACGCCACCCCGCGCAACGCGAUGGGUCAACCUGUUUCAGAUGAACCACGCCCUUUUUCAUCGGAAACUUCGUUGAAGAUUAUGAAUGAACAUG
Molecule: messenger RNA, 361 nt
Organism: Hyalella azteca
Lineage: Eukaryota; Metazoa; Arthropoda; Malacostraca; Amphipoda; Hyalellidae
Product: lactosylceramide 4-alpha-galactosyltransferase-like
Exons: 3
Biological process (GO): glycosphingolipid biosynthetic process
Molecular function (GO): hexosyltransferase activity
Source: RefSeq, a predicted model, not a curated record